Messenger RNA from Aspergillus calidoustus, 1845 nucleotides. The record is from the annotation of a GenBank genome assembly. Lineage: Eukaryota; Fungi; Ascomycota; Eurotiomycetes; Eurotiales; Aspergillaceae.
AUGGAGGAGGAAAGGGAACCGCAGGUCGAAGCGUUUACAGAAGACAUCCCUUCAGUACCUGAUGGGGGUCCCAAAGACGAGGAAAGCCUGAAGUAUCACCUUCUAGGCCCCUCUUUAACAAAGGCGGGCCAAGACUCUGUCGACCAGCGAAAGGUCUCCGAAAUCAUCUACAAUGCGUCGAAAGGCUCCAAGUUCUUCAAUCAUGAACAAGCGCGCGACCGCGUCCUCACAGAGAAGAUCCAGCGAAUUCUCAAGGAGAAGGCCCGGCUAGAAAGUUUGAACCUAUCAAUUGAUCUAAAGCUGGCCGACCAGCUUUUUGCCGAGCUGGAGCUGACGCGAGACCUCUCGCAAUAUGUUGUUCACGUCGACUGCGAUGCAUUUUUUGCCGCAGUCGAAGAGCUUGACAGACCCGAGCUGAAGACCGUCCCCAUGGCUGUCGGAAAAGGUGUUCUAACUACGUGUAACUACGAAGCUCGGAAGUUUGGUGUCAGGAGUGGUAUGGCAUCGUUUGUCGCUCUGAAGCUCUGCCCGGAGCUCGUUUUGCUGCCGCAGAACUAUGAAAAGUACACUUCGAAAGCCCAAGAGAUCCGAACAAUCAUCGCUCGAUAUGAUCCUCAAUUCGAGAGUGCAAGUAUCGACGAAGCUUAUCUGAAUAUUACCACUUACUGCGCAGAGAACCAGCUUGACCCUGAGGUAGCCGUUGGUCGCAUGCGCGCGGAAAUCCUCGAGACAACGAAGAUAUCAGUCUCCGCUGGAAUCGCAGCAAACGCGAAGAUUGCCAAAAUUUCGUCAAACUACAAUAAACCGAACGGCCAGUUCUGUGUGCCGAAUACUCGAGAAGCUAUCAUGGAAUUCAUGAAGGAGCUGCCAAUGCGGAAAGUCAACGGCGUGGGUCGGGUUUUUGAGCGCGAGCUGGACGCCAUCGGGAUCAAAACGUGCGGCGACAUCUACCCCCAGCGUGCUUUCCUGGCGAAAUUGUUCGGCGAGAAAGCACUUCACUUUCUGGCGCAGUGCUAUCUUGGGCUGGGCCGGACGAAAAUCCAACCUGCGGAAAGCUAUGAGCGCAAAAGUGUCGGCACAGAAUCUACCUUUCAUGAAAUUAGCACCAAAGAGGAACUCCGGGAAAAGCUCUGGUAUUGCGCCCAAGAACUCGAGAAAGAUCUUUCUCGAACGCAGUUCAAAGGACGCACCAUGGUUCUCAAGGUCAAACUCGCCACGUUUGAGGUCCUGACUCGGCAGCACCAACCUGCAAGAGCCGUAUCAUCUGCCAAGGAGCUGUUCACAUCUGCCCUUCCCAUGCUAGAGAAGCUCGAGAAAGAGAUUCCGAAUCUGAGACUCCGAUUGCUUGGUAUUCGCUGUACAAACCUCGUGAGCACAAAGAAGUUCAGCAUAGAUUUCUUCGGGCCUGCUGCACGCCGUAAACCCGCGCAAGAAACCGCAACCGACUCUACCCGAGAACAGGAAAUCAGUGCAGAGGAGGCUUUCGAAAAGGCGGCCCGAGAGGAAUUGCAAGAUGAAAUGCAUGACCUUGAGAAGCUCAGUCAGGAGGUCCCCGAAUGUGAAGCCGACCCCAUAGUUCUGGCCAUCACCGAGAAGACACCAGAUCAGCCGCUAUAUUGGGACUGCCCAAUUUGCUCAAUGCCUCAAGUUGCAGAUGAUCGCAAAUUCAACGACCAUGUGGAUUACUGUCUCUCGAAGCAGACGAUUAAAGAAGCUGUCCAGGACGAUUCACCGCUGCCCCCAACUCAGUCUCAAUCCCAACCGGCGCCAGCCAGCACACGGAAGCGAAAAACUUUGGCUCGAGAAGCUGUCGAUCCACGGCAGAAACGCCUGUUCUUCGCUUGA